AUUUGGCACUCGCCGAUACAGGAGCCCGUCAUGCAGUCAAGUUUUAAAAGUCUACAACUACCCGAGAAACAUUCAAUUGUACAACUAUACCAAUCUACUCGCAGAAAUGGCAUCUUCUCAACCUACUCGAUGGGCUGCUCUCGCCCGCGAUACGAACGAGACCAAGAUUCAGCUUGCUCUUAACCUUGACGGCGGCGAUUUCCCUCCGGACACUGACUCCCGUCUUCUCAACGAUGGAGAUAGCCAUGCUUCUCAGGCUAGCAAGUCGCAGAAGAUCGCUGUCAACACAGGAAUUGGUUUCCUUGACCAUAUGCUUCAUGCUCUAGCUAAGCAUGCUGGAUGGAGUCUUGCUCUGAACUGCAAGGGUGAUCUUCACAUUGAUGACCACCACACCGCCGAAGAUGUCUGCAUCGCCCUUGGUUAUGCCUUCGCCCAGGCUCUCGGCACUCCUGCUGGUCUCGCCCGUUUCGGCUACGCCUAUGCUCCCCUUGACGAGGCCCUGUCUCGCGCGGUCAUCGAUCUUUCCAACCGUCCCUACAGCGUUGUUGACCUCGGUCUGAAGCGAGAGUGGCUUGGCCAGCUCAGCACCGAGAUGGUACCUCAUUGUCUCCAGAGCUUUGCCCAGGGUGCUCGUGUUACGCUGCAUGUUCACUGUCUUCACGGUGACAACGACCACCAUCGAGCCGAGAGUGCUUUCAAGGCUCUUGCUGUUGCUAUCAAGGCUGCUACCACAAGGAUACCUGGUAAAGAGGGUGAGGUGCCUAGCACCAAGGGUACUCUGAGUGCGUAAGGGAAUAGUCGCUUAGGAGUUCCGGAUAAAUACUUGGUUUUGGUUAGAACUAGACCUGCUAUUGAUAGGAAUGCAGGAAUCAGACUUUGAGAUAUAAGUGAAUAUAUGACCUAUGUCACAUAA
This is a messenger RNA of Fusarium oxysporum Fo47, 913 nucleotides long. RefSeq names its product imidazoleglycerol-phosphate dehydratase HIS3. Gene Ontology annotation, biological process: L-histidine biosynthetic process. Gene Ontology annotation, molecular function: imidazoleglycerol-phosphate dehydratase activity. The record is from RefSeq and is a predicted model, not a curated record. The coding region runs from base 107 to 790 and encodes 227 amino acids. NCBI's taxonomy places the organism in Eukaryota, Fungi, Ascomycota, Sordariomycetes, Hypocreales, Nectriaceae. The transcript has 2 exons.